CCUAGCUCGAGUGACCGAUCGGCCAUGGCUUCUUCCUGUUCCGUCGUCGUGACGGCCAUCGUCGUGGUGGUGCUGGGCAUGGCCGCGGCGGCGUCGGCUCAGCUGUCGGCGACGUUCUACGACUCGUCGUGCCCGAGGGCGCUGUCGAUAAUCAGGAGCGCCGUGAACGCGGCGGUGGCCAGGGAGACCCGGAUGGGCGCCUCCCUGCUCCGGCUCCAUUUCCACGACUGCUUUGUCCAAGGAUGCGACGCGUCGGUGCUGCUGGCGGACGCGCCCAACUUCAGCGGGGAGCAGGGCGCGUUCCCCAACGCCAACUCGCUGAGGGGCCUCGACGUCGUCGACACCAUCAAGUCGCAGCUCGAGGCCUCCUGCAGGCAGACCGUCUCCUGCGCCGACAUCCUCGCCGUCGCCGCCCGCGACUCCGUCGUCGCCCUAGGAGGGCCGUCGUACCCGGUGCUGCUGGGGAGGAGGGACGGCACGACGGCGGUCCAAAUGCAGGCGAACAUCGACCUCCCUGCUCCGACCACCAACCUGGGUAACCUCGUCACCACCUUCGCCAGGAGAGGAUUCAACUCCAGCGAAAUGGUUGUACUCUCAGGAGGGCACACGAUCGGUGCGGCGCAGUGCACCAACUUCCGGUCGCGGAUCUACGGCGAGACCAACAUCGACUCGGCGUUCGCGGCGGCGCUCCGGGGCAGCUGCCCGCAGGCCGGCGGCAACGCCAACCUGGGCGCGCUCGACUCCACGCCCAACGCCUUCGACAACGCCUUCUUCAGGGACCUGAUGCUCGGCAGGGGCCUCCUCCACUCCGACCAGCAGCUCUACGCCGGCGACGGCACCGGCACCGACGCCUUCGUCCGCAACUACGCCUCCAACUCCGCGCAGUUCUUCUCCGACUUCGCCGCCGCCAUGGCCAAGGUGGGCGGCCUCGGCGUGCUCACCGGCUCGCAGGGGCAGGUCCGCCUCAACUGCUCCAGGGUGAACUGACGAUGAGAUCGACAGCAUUGG
This is a messenger RNA of Oryza brachyantha (malo sina), 1008 nucleotides long. Its product is annotated as peroxidase 2-like. Gene Ontology annotation, biological process: hydrogen peroxide catabolic process; response to oxidative stress. The coding region runs from base 25 to 987 and encodes 320 amino acids. Gene Ontology annotation, molecular function: peroxidase activity; heme binding. The transcript is spliced from 4 exons. The record is from RefSeq and is a predicted model, not a curated record. NCBI's taxonomy places the organism in Eukaryota, Viridiplantae, Streptophyta, Magnoliopsida, Poales, Poaceae.